UACGUAACUCUAGGUCAGUGUCGUGUCGCGGAUAAGAUUGGUCGCACGUCAAUCGCGACCACUGAAUUUCCUCCCACUGUACUUACAACCAGUAACAACGUCGCAACUAAUGGAUGUCAUAGUAAUAGGAUGCGGUGCCUCCGGGAUAGCGGCACUGCGUCGACUGCACGACGCUGGCCUUAAGUCAACCACGCUGGCCAAGUGUCAUGGGGAGAAAGAUAACGUAGUUUUCGAGCUGGUCAAUCCAUUAGGUCUACUGGGAAGACCUAAACCGGACCACAAAUGGUACAUCCUGUCUAACGGGGAGAUGGUAGAUGAUGACAAAAGUGAAGCUUUGGUCGAUGCUUUGAACCAAGAAGUCGGUAAAGCCGACAAGAACAGCAAGAAGUCUAUAGCUGAAUGCGUUCGUACUGCGCUAAAGUCGAAUGCAACAUUAAAGAAAGAACCUCAACUAGCCAAAUCCUUCUUAGAUUGGUUUGAGAAGAACAACCAUUUGGGCGGACAAGCUGACCCAAGACAUGGAAAGUCUCUAAAAGGUCUGGAGGAGUGCUGGGGCUGCGAAGGAGAGUUCAUGUUAAACUGGAAGGGAAAAGGCUUUAAAACCCUAUUGGAUGUUUUAUUGAAUAAAUAUCCAGAUCCCACCAAAGCAAUUCCUGUGGAGAUACUAGUGAACAAAGAGGUGGAGAGUAUUAAAUGGCGGACUGCCCAGCCGGGACUAGAACCUGAAAAUCCUUUGGUGCACGUCAAAUGUAAAGACGGAAGCCUUUAUGCUGCUAAGAGUGUCAUCGUUACUCUAUCUGUCGGAGUGUUAAAGGAAAGACACACCCAACUCUUCAAUCCGCCACUACCUGCUGAAAAGGUCACAGCUAUCAACACUCUUCAACUCUGUGUUUUAGACAAGAUUUACAUAGAGUUCACUAAACCUUGGUGGCCGAAGACUCCAGCUAGCUUAUCCCUUCUCUGGCGGGAUGAGGAUAAGAGAAACUUCGCUAACGAGGACUGGGUCACAGAAAUCUGCGCACUCAACACUGUAGAAUACCAGCCAAAUCUACUCCUGGCAUGGAUAUACGGCCGUGGAGCUCAGGAAAUGGAGAAACGUAGUGAAGAUGAAGUGAAGGCAGGAGUUACUAAGCUGAUGGGGAUAUUCAAGAAGCAGUUUGAUGUGACUCCGAUUAAAGCGAUAAAAAGGUCGCAAUGGGCGUCCAAUCCGCUAGCCCGUGGUGCGUAUUCCUACCGCAGUGUCGCCACUGAGGAGGAGGGCCACAGACAUUCAGCUGUGCACGGCGCAGUUGAAGCCGGGUUUAGAGAAGCUGACAGAUUGGCAGCUAUUUUGAAAAAGAAAUGAACGCUGUUCUAAAUUCAAACUUUAUAACGAAUGCAUAGGUGACACUUGUCUUUGUUUUUCCCAAAGUGAAUGAGAGGGAUGACAAUAUCAUUUCAUACUACACAGUACUACUACACCCGCAGUAGAACUUGCGAAGAUAGUAAGAACAGAUAGACCUGGCCGGGGAGUAAAGCAGAUUUUUAUCGCAAAAAAAUGAACUUUAACCAAUUGAAAUAAGGUUUAAUUUUACUUUACACUUAUUUUCAUAUCAAUAGCAAGCAAAA
Messenger RNA from Papilio polytes (common Mormon), 1608 nucleotides. Its product is annotated as spermine oxidase-like. The record is from RefSeq and is a predicted model, not a curated record. The transcript is spliced from 9 exons. NCBI's taxonomy places the organism in Eukaryota, Metazoa, Arthropoda, Insecta, Lepidoptera, Papilionidae. Bases 110 to 1345 code for a protein of 411 amino acids. Gene Ontology annotation, molecular function: polyamine oxidase activity.